This is a messenger RNA of Penicillium mononematosum, 852 nucleotides long. RefSeq names its product enoyl-CoA hydratase/isomerase family protein. Bases 1 to 852 code for a protein of 283 amino acids. NCBI's taxonomy places the organism in Eukaryota, Fungi, Ascomycota, Eurotiomycetes, Eurotiales, Aspergillaceae. Gene Ontology annotation, molecular function: enoyl-CoA hydratase activity. Gene Ontology annotation, biological process: fatty acid beta-oxidation. The record is from RefSeq and is a predicted model, not a curated record. Gene Ontology annotation, cellular component: mitochondrion. The transcript has 2 exons.
AUGCCACCCUUCACAAUCCAACCCCCAACCCCAGCCCACGCGACCCUCACCUACCCAGCACCCCACAUCCUCCUCGUCACGCUAAACCGACCCCGCGAUCUGAACUGUAUAAACUCCCAAGGCCACGCAGACCUCCACGCAGUAUGGGAAUGGCUCGACGAAGAGCCGAGCAUGCGCGUGGGCAUUCUAACCGGAAAGGGACGGGCGUUUUGCGCCGGCGCUGAUCUAAAAGAAUGGAACAACCGCACCUCAUCAACCUCAACCAAAACCACCAUGCCAAAUAGCGGAUUCGGCGGACUAGCCCGACGAAAGGGCAAGAAGCCUGUGAUUUGCGCGGUGAACGGACUCUGUCUUGGCGGUGGGACGGAGAUGAUCAUCAACAGCGACAUAGUGAUUGCGUCAUCGCGAGCGGUAUUCGGGUUGCCGGAGGUGAAGCGCGGGGUUGUUGCUCUCGCUGGGGCGUUGCCGCGACUUGUGCGGACGGUGGGCAAGCAGCGGGCUAUGGAGAUGGUUCUUACGGGGCGGAUGGUUGGGCCUGUGGAGGCGGAGAGAUGGGGGCUUGUGAAUUCUGUUGUUGUUGUUGGUGACGGGGUUGGGGAGGAGGAGGUUGGUCGGGCUGUUUUGGAGAAGGCUUUGAAGGUUGCUGGGGAGAUUGCCGGGAAUAGUCCUGAUUCGGUGCUUGUUAGUCGUGAGGGUGUUAAGUUGGGGUGGGAGGGGAUUGGGGCGGAUGAGGCUACGGCGAUGUUGAAUGAGACGUGGGUUAAGAGGUUGAACGAGGGGGAGAAUAUUAAGGAGGGACUUCGGGCUUUUGUGGAGAAGAGGAAGCCUGUUUGGGUUGAUAGUAAGCUGUGA